Molecule: messenger RNA, 2026 nt
Organism: Strongylocentrotus purpuratus (purple sea urchin)
Lineage: Eukaryota; Metazoa; Echinodermata; Echinoidea; Camarodonta; Strongylocentrotidae
Exons: 7
Coding region: 149-844 (231 amino acids)
Source: RefSeq, a predicted model, not a curated record
GCAAAUAAAUUUGACUGAAAUUAGUGUGUUGACCUUCGCUUCGUGUAUACGGAAACAUGGAUGCCAUCUGAGCCGACGUACGUCCAAAAACCAAACAAUACCAGAUCGAUCAACAUUACACCCCUUAAAUAGCUAAUCAAAGGACCAGAUGAAUCCUGCAUAUCAAGUCAACUUGCCGCCCGGGUACCCUCAAUCAGGAAUACCAUCCGAUACGAGAAAUGUACCAAUGCAAGGUGUAAUGCCACCCCUGGCCUACUCACCUGCACUCUACACUGCUGUUAACCCCACGCUCAAUCAACAUGGCUCUAUCACUGGUGCGAAUGGUCCUGCAGGAGCUGGUGGAGGUCUACUCUAUGAAAGCAGUGCAUCUCCAUUGAUGCGGUCAUAUGGAAAAGGAAGUCCGUACGUACUGCCAGCAACUCACACCUCCUAUUCCACUGGAUUGAAUACAUCUCCUGCCCACACACAGUCGGCAUAUACACAUUCACUCUCACAGUCUAGUGGAGGUACGUUAUAUAGUGCACAGUCGGCCUACCCUCCGGGGCUGAUACCAGGCUUAGCUCCACCAACUAACUUACUCCAAGCUCAACAACAACAACAGAGGCAACUCUAUCUACAGAGCACGGCUCAGCCGGGCAUGAACCCUGCACUUGGAAUGAACCCAGCAGCAGCUGCGGCCUUAGCUGCUCGACAAUCACCUGUACAAGGUAUGCCAGUCAACCAGGCCCAACACUACCAGUACGCCAUGAUGUCAGCCCCGCCCGCUGGUAGCGUCUACCCCAACCCUACCUAUUACCCCUCCUAUGGUCCUGUCUACCACCAGAACAAUGGGGCGAUACCAUAGUCUAGGAGGGAUGAGAAGGGACCAAGGUGGAAGUAAGGGUGUAAGAGGAGGAGACAUGGGUAGCUGACUGCUUAGAGGGUGAGAGAGAAUGAGAGAGAGAGAGCGUGAGAGAGAAUAUUUAUGACCGAGUGAAUGAGUGAGAGAAUGAUGGGUAAUAUAUCAUAGAUUCAAAAGUGAGAGAGAGAGAGUGAGUGACACAUGGUGUCUCAUUCUUAUUUGGUUUGAAGAUAGAGACCAUUUUGCUGAUAAGUAUCAUGGAUGUCUUUAGAUAAAGCAUUGUCAUCAUGUUUCACCAAGGAAGUGCCAAAUAGGUUUCGCUUCCAAAAAAAGAAAAAAAAAUCAUUGAAAAUAAAAGAAAACAAGAAAAAAAUUCCCAUAACCAUAUAAAGAGGAUAUAUCACUGUGUAUUUUUAAACAAUGCUCACAAAUGGGGUUUAGAUUUAUGCCUUGGUCAAAGGUUUAGACCCUCUAUGUGGACUGUAUUACACACUGUGCAUGACGCAAUGAGUAGACUAUGCUUAAAGCAGUUUUUACCAUGUUUUAAGAUACUUUAAGAAUUCAAAUCUUUGCUUACAGGGAGCAAAUGGUCUCUGUAUUAAGCCUAUGGUAAGGUGAGAAUUUAUUAGUCAAUGGAUUAAUAUGGUGCACAUAUGGUUAUUAACAAUGAGUAACCAAGUAAGGAUGGAGAAUCGUGGGUAAAGUUUUCAGGGAUACGCCCAGUUAUGAUGGUAGUAUAUUGCCCAUGCAAUAGUAUUAAUGCGCCCAGUUAGGAUGGAAGUAUAUUGCCAAUGCAAUAGUAUUAAUGUUUCAUGAAUGGUUUAGAGAAUGAGAGUGUAGCAGUCACCAUACAUGUUUGAGUUUCAGUAUUAGAUUCACUUUUAAUGGCAAUAUAGAUGGAAUUGUAUUUCUCCAACAUUAAGAUAAUAUCAAAAGUUAUUAGCAAAAGUAAAAAGAUGAUUGGAAUAAGCUCGCAGGGAUGUCUGAUGGUUAUAACAUAAAUAUCAGACAUAACUCACUGUUUGUGGUGUAUUAAAAUAGAAUGCCUCCAUAUGUGAUGAAGAGCAGAAAUUUGUACAAUCACUAUUCUGGAACUGAGGAGUGAAAUAUUUACCUAUCUUCAGCCCCAAAAUGGAGUUUUAAAAAUUAGGCUAGGAAAUUGGACCUUCUAACCACAGAAUUGUC